Molecule: messenger RNA, 1675 nt
Organism: Punica granatum (pomegranate)
Lineage: Eukaryota; Viridiplantae; Streptophyta; Magnoliopsida; Myrtales; Lythraceae
Source: RefSeq, a predicted model, not a curated record
ACUCUCUCUCUCUCUCUCCCUGUCUGUCUAUUCUCUUAUAUAUAUAUAUAUAUAGCAACAAUAUCACAAUCAUUCACCAUUCAUUAUCAUCAUCCACUGGCAAUAAUAGAGAGAGAGAGAAAUAUAGAGAGCUCCACAGGAGAAAUUGUCAAGAAGUUGUUCACUGAUCUCUUUCUCUGAAGAAUUAAAUAAACAAGACCUAUGGGGAGAGCUCCCUGCUGUGACAAAGCCAAUGUCAAGAAAGGCCCGUGGUCCCCUGAGGAAGACGCGACCCUCAAGUCCUACAUUGAAGAACAUGGCCCCGUUGGCAAUUGGAUCGCCCUGCCACAAAAGAUCGGCCUCAAGAGAUGUGGCAAGAGCUGCCGGCUUCGAUGGUUGAAUUACCUUAGGCCGAACAUCAAGCAUGGAGGGUUCUCCGAGGAGGAGGACAAAAUCAUUUGCAGCCUCUACAUAAAUAUCGGAAGCAGGUGGUCUAUUAUAGCCGCGCAAUUGCCAGGACGAACUGAUAAUGAUAUCAAGAACUACUGGAACACGAAGUUGAAGAAGAAGCUCUGGGGCAAGCAACGUAACAAGGAACAUCAUGCUCGGAAAAAUAACUCCAAGAGGGGAAGUACGAAUAUAUCAUCAGAGAACGACAAUUUCUCGGUAAUUUCUGGGACAGCAAGUGACUGGUCUGAGCUUCAACAAGAAGUGACUAAGGCGCCAUUGGCAAAUAUGAACCAGAACCCUAACCUGACGACCAGUGACCAGUCAUCUGUAUGGGAGUUGCUCGUGCAGCUCGGAGGAAGAUUUUCUCCGAACUACAAUCAAGAACCUGUCCCGACAAACACCAAUAUGGUCCAAAACCGAAACGAUAUUAUUCCCCAUUCAAGUUAUUAUAACCCCUUUGAAAGAAACAUGCUUCUUGCCUCUUCACAGCCUUUGGGCAACUCCCUCACCGGGGCUCUACCUACCCUAUACGACACGAGCGGGUUGGAUAACGUUAACUCUACAGUUGUUCUCGACCCCAAUAUGCUCCAAGAUUUCUCGAUGAGUGAAGUCGAUAAGUACCAUGGUCGGCUGAACCUGCUAUCAGACGGGCUGAAUACGAGCAACAAUUAUGGCACCGACGGGAUGAUGAACGGAAGCAUAUGUAGUAGCGCUCUUAGUAACAACUAUGAAGGGAGCAACAUUAUCUGGGAAGAAAUAAGCUCCCUUCUUGCAGAUAACAGCACUUGUCGUCCUCCAUUGCUGUGUGACUAUGAAGCUCAUUAUCAAUCACUCGAAGGAGGCUGGAGAGGGCCGGAAGAUUCUUGUUUUGAGGAUCAGCCGAGGUUGUAUGUGCCUGUGGGGCAUAGUUAACGGAAUCCUAUGGGAGUAAUUAGAUGUGGUACGUUGUUAAAUUAUAUACAUACAACAUAUAUGGAGAUAUAUGUUUAUUUGGUGUCGGCACUUUGUUGGCAAACCCUAGUGGGAUUAUCUAUUUUGUUUGUCUUUUCUUAAUUAACUUUUUGGAUAAUAUAUUUUAGCUAGCCUCACUCCAUUCGGAUAUUCUUCUUAUCAACACUUCAGGGAUAGUAGUAUCAUAUAUAAGCUAAUAAUAAUUCAUGCUACCUCUAAAUGUUCGAUGUCGUCCAUCAGUGGUUGUGGGACUUGAGACAGACAAAUUGGAUGUGGAACAACAACCAUAAGUAUG